This is a messenger RNA of Suillus plorans, 2293 nucleotides long. RefSeq lists its product as uncharacterized. The record is from RefSeq and is a predicted model, not a curated record. The coding region runs from base 88 to 2136 and encodes 682 amino acids. Gene Ontology annotation, molecular function: protein binding. Lineage: Eukaryota; Fungi; Basidiomycota; Agaricomycetes; Boletales; Suillaceae. The transcript has 3 exons.
AAUCAUACCAACACAUGAUGACUUCAAGUGACGAAAUCACCAAGGCCGACUGCCUUGAUUGGUCUGACGGCGAGUCUAGAACCCGUAAUGUCGCGCAGGCGACAAUCCUCACCUGUAUUCUUCUCAGAUUUCAAACAGGAAUGCAGCGCACUCUGCGCUGCCAAUGGAGAGGCUGCCUUUGCUGCAAGCGAAUACGACAAGCCUAUUGACCUACACUCGAUGGCGAUCGACCUGGAUUCCGCAUUCUAUAUAUUCUUUGCAAAUCGCAGCGAGGCAAAGUUAUGUAAAAUGUUAUGGGAGGAUGCGCUACUCAAUGCGCAAAUGGUCACCAAACUCAACCCUUCAUCUCAUGUUGGGUACCAGUUGUCACACUCAGCGCUGCAUGGUGCACAACGUUACGAAGAGGCCAUCGAGGCCUUCACAAUCAUGUUGUCCAAGUUGGACGAUGCUCCCGAAGCUCAGAUACGAGAUCUGCGUCAGCAGUACGUCUGUCCAUCGGAAGCAGAAGAUGCUAUUCGAAGAGCGGUUUGGAUUGAACUCAGCAACGCCCCCCUUCGUCUGCUCAACACCUCUACAGGUCUUUUGUGCGACCGAGCAGCACAGCUAAACUCCUUCAAAACAAGUCAAGAGUACAAGGAGCUUUUGUCAUCCAUAACGAAGCAUUCGGAUCUCGAAAUGGAACGCAUCAAGGAGGUGGUGGCGAUGCACUUCCGUUGUGUUUUGCUAUCACACAGGUGGGAAGAGACGGAGGUGAUGCUGCACCACAUUCAAAAUAAAGAUGUGCGCAAGUUGAAGGGAUCUGGUGGCAUCACGAAACUGCAGUCGUUCUGCAAAAUCGCUGGUGAUGCGGGGUACCUCUGGGCGUGGAUGGAUACAUGCUGCAUUGAUAAGAGCAACAACGCCGAGCUUGGAGAAUCGGUCCAAUCCAUGUUCGUCUGGUACCGCCACUCAGCGCUCACCAUAGUCUACCUAUCCGAUGUCCCUCCUUCGUCCCAACCCGGUGCCCUAGCAAACAGUGUUUGGAACGAGCGGGGAUGGACCUUUCAAGAAUUUGUCGCUCCGAAAGUCGUUAGAUUUUACCAGAAGGAUUGGUCGUUGUAUCUCAACGAUCGCUCUCUCAACCACAAAGAAUCUCAAGCAAUCAUGAAGGAGUUAGAGGGUGCGACGGGAAUAGAUGCACAGGCCCUGAUCUCCUUCCGUCCAGGGAUGAGAGAUGCUAGACAGACACUGCAAUGGGCAUCGAAGCGCGUCACCACUGUGCAGGAAGACACCGCGUACUCAUUAUUUGGUAUCUUCGACGUCCACCUACCUGUCAUCUAUGGGGAGAGGAAGCAGAGCGCGCUCGGCCGGCUCCUGCAAGAUAUCGUGUCUCGGUCGGGCGACAUCACUUGCCUGGACUGGGUCGGACAAUCGUCCGAGUUCAAUAGCUGCCUUCCAGCCAACAUCAUCUCAUAUGCAAUCCCACCAUACUCCCUACCAUCAUUGUCUGACGAUGAGAUUCAGACAGCGGUCUCUUUGUUGCGAAACAUUGUGCCUGUAAAUUCAGCUUUGAAGUUGUAUGACCUCCUCGAGAACACGACUACUCCGCUCUUCGCAAACUGCAGACUCCGUCUUCCUUGCAUCGCAUUCCGUGUCACGGAAGUCAAACGGAGGCCUGGUCGUGCUGCUCAUUCCACAUAUGAAGUCAAAGCAGAUGGGCUUCGAGACUUACUGAUCACCACGGCGGACAAGACACUAAUUCAGUUCUCGCGCGCAAGACCCACUCGGCAGACGUUCUUUCUUGUCCGUCCAUGGGAUCGUCGUCUCCUUGGGCUGCCUGAUUUUUCAGAGCAGCUUACCUUUGCAGACGAAGGAGAGAGCGUAGCGGAUUGGUCAGAGUCCCAGUCUGGAUUAGACGACACUGUAGAGUUGUCCAGGAACUCACCUGGAGAAGAGGAGUUGUCAGUUGACUUGGAUGUUCACUCACAAUCAUUGCGUUUGAUGGUUCACCUUGGGCAGGCUUUCAGCGCACUUUUGCUAGCGCAGCAACACGUUGGAGAAUACAAGAGGGUCGCGUCGGACCAAUAUAUCAUUGCGCAGAUGAAACACCCGGCUUCGAUUGACAUUACGAAUAUCAGGACCCUAGACAUCUUGUAGCUGAAUGGUUUUUUACAACACGUCGACGAUCACAUUAUCAUAGCCUCAUAUAUCAUACAUACCCUGCAAAUGACCCCUCGCAAAUACAAGAUUUCAAAAUUAUUUGACAUGCAGAGGCACCAUCUGCUCUCGAGGUGGUUGCAGAGGACGAUACCGU